Molecule: messenger RNA, 285 nt
Organism: Trichoderma breve
Lineage: Eukaryota; Fungi; Ascomycota; Sordariomycetes; Hypocreales; Hypocreaceae
Exons: 2
Coding region: 1-285 (94 amino acids)
Source: RefSeq, a predicted model, not a curated record
AUGCCUCGAACAUUGCGAGACCACCACAGUCUCUGUUUCUAUGAAUAUACUGAAACCGAGGCCACCAGUGGUUGGACUGCAGACGACGACGACAACCGCUACCAGGUUGCGCUUUGGAUCGGCGAGUCCUCGCGGACACGCGGUGGCACAAACUCUCCGCAAGAAGGCGGUUCUGGUGCCCGCGAGGCUGCGGUGGAGGAGGAUAAUGUUUCUUCUCCCGGUGAAGAGGACGGUGACGAGACUCCGGCUCCAGGGAACCCCAAGAAGCCGAAGAGUACUAAAUAG